AUGUCGGGCUUUGUGUGCCACGCAGAAUUGCUGGCCAUAGUUCGGCAAUGUCUGUGCCCAGCCAGCUCUGCCUUGCCAGCCUCUGACCAGUUUGUAGAGGCUGGGGCGGAGCUGCUGCCCCACUGCUCCCAGGCUGAUCCUGCACAGCUCAAGCUGCCACUUCCAGAGCCCUGCCCAGACUUGGAAGCUGUGGCUUAUUGUGCCUGUCUCAGUCUGGGGGAGCAGAGCCUGAAACUUACAAGCUGUCACUUAAUGGACUAUAGUAGCACCAGAAAAGCAGAAUUAGAUUCAACAUCACUUCUCUCUGAGGAACAGUUAAGGUGUCUUCUGGAUGAAUGCUCGUUCAAACAAAAGUCCACAGUUAGACUGUCUCCAGAAAGAGAAGAGAAAGACAUUGAGGAUAUAACACCUGAGUUCCCCCAACUUUCUGGAUCUAUUCUCUCUGAGUCAUUAAACAGGUCAAAAACAAAGGUUAGGAGCACUGAAGUGGAGGACAUAAAUGUGCCCGAGAAUGGAGAAUGUGAAACAUCCAGAGGCUACUUUCUCACCAAAGCCUUGACUGGGCAUCACACGUCACCAGCUCUUCUCCUUGAAGCAGAGAAUGUGAAGUGCCUUCAGUUUUCUGAGGACAAGGUUAUUGGUGAUGCAGAAGACUACUUUAUGUCUAAGACUCUGGGCAUUGGGAGACUGAAAAGGCCCUCUUUCUUGGACGAUCCACUGUAUGGCGUCAGUGUGAGCCUUUCAUCUGAAGACCAACAUGUGAAACUCAGCCCUCCAGAGAAACUCAAACCAGAUGAACAGGAGACUGAAGAUGUGACAGAAGAAUGUAAAGAAUCUUAAGCAGUGACUUGCUGGGUUGUGCUUUUAAGAGAGUUGGUAAAUUAAGUUAAACCACAUUUUUUCCAAAUUUUUAAUUCAGUGAAUGCAUUAUAGAGGCCAUUCCUUAAAUGAUGAUUUUAAUGUUUAGAUUCUCUCUUUCUGGAUCAUAUUUUUUUGAUAUUUUUUGAAACUUGUUGUGGUAAAUUGCUCACUGGUUUUUCCUCAUUGAAAUUCCCAGGAAGAUUGUUUUUUAUUGCAUUAUAGAAACCAACAUUUUAUGUAUGUGUGCUAUGGUAAAACUAAUUGAAGUUUUAUGAUUGUUUUGUAUUUAAUAUUACACAUUACUGCAUUAUUGGGGUUUACACAGGUUUGUUGACCAUGACUUGUAGUUUUGCCCUGAUUUCCCUUCUUUCCUUCUCUCUGUGCCUGUUAAGUAAGUAUAGCUUGCUGUGAAGAGAAAUGAAUUUUCCCAACAAAACAAUGUUAGGCUAUCCUUGCUAUCUUAUUAGUAGUGGUACUUUUCAUAAGCAGAAGUUUGACUGAAUUAUUUCAUAUAUGACAUUUAGUUUGUUAUCUUCUUUCAGAGUUUCCCUUUUAGAAUUCAGCAAAUAAAGAUCAGCUGGUUUUUAAAAAGCUGUAUUACUAUUUUAAGAGGGAGGGUUUGUUAGUUACAAGUCAGUAACCUGAAUUUAUGAGAACCUUUUAUGUCUUUUCCAAACCCAUGUGCUUCUGGUGUUUGAUUGAUAUGUAUGUGUGUGUGUGUGAGAGAGAAAGAGAGGGAGAGGGAGGGAGAGAAGAGGAGAGGGAGAUAGAUGGCGAGGAGAUAGUUUAUGGCUUUAUAGUAUAUUUCUCCAAAUGGUAUUUGGGGCAUAGUGGACCUUUAUGUUACAAAAGUUUAACAGAGGGUAGGAAAGCAGAAUAAGUAAUUAAUUUUACCCUUGAAAGGAAUGAGACCCUUCCAUAACAUGUAAACUGACGGUACCUACCUAACAAAGAACUGGCAAGCUGAAUUUGUAUAAUAUACUCAAUAUGAAGGCUCCAAAUUAAAUGAAAGAUUACCUUGAUAAGAAAGAAAAUGUUCUUUAAAAAGCAGUGUUUUUAAGUUUCCCUCUAGACCUGAGUGUUUGCCCCCAGAAAAGGUAGAGAAAAAGUAUGAAAGAGCAAGAGCUAACUUAUUUUGGGAAUAAAUUUGGGAUCUUAAAAUUUGAGGGUUUUUUAACUUAUGACUCCUCAAGAAAACUGUUGGCACCAGCUUUAUUGUAAAUUCCCAUAGGACCUAGAGUUUAUUGCCCUUCAAUCCAACUCUGAAAUGCAUGACAAUAAACUCCUAUAGAAGGAGAGAGCUAUCACCCUGAUGGCGUAGUUUUAAUUUUUAACAAGUCCUUUAUUUCAGUACAACCUGAUUCGAAGGUCAGUCUUGGAGUGCAUAUGGAGCAUUCCUGGUAAGAAAGCUCCAGGUCCCAGUUUCUUCUGUCCCAUCCUGAUACUAUCAGUUACUUUUGUUCUGUUACUUAAAAGUGAAUUAGAAUUCUCUCCCAAGACUUCAUGUGCUGAGCUGCUCUGAGAAUGAAUGAAGUCAUGUUUCAAAGAAUAUUUCUUUCAAAUCAGUUUUCCAGAGUUUAUAACCAACACCUUCCAGUUCCUGAUUCUUCACCUAGAUACCA
Molecule: messenger RNA, 2483 nt
Organism: Capra hircus (goat)
Lineage: Eukaryota; Metazoa; Chordata; Mammalia; Artiodactyla; Bovidae
Product: fibrous sheath-interacting protein 1-like
Exons: 4
Coding region: 1-840 (279 amino acids)
Source: RefSeq, a predicted model, not a curated record